AACAAACUGACAGGCACCAGAGCUGCAGAAAAUGCAUCGCUGUCUCUGCUGUUGCUGCUUCUCUAGUGAAAACUCCGAGAGCGAGAGGCAGCCUCUCCUGCAGCCCAGAGCAUCUGAGCUGAAUGAAAGUGCAUCAGCCAGGCAGAUCCAACCAGCAUGCAGUGCAAAGGCCGUGGGGCGGAUUGGCAAGGUGGUGAUUAAGCGAGUAGGUGUGCCAGAGUUGGAUCAGAGGUUUUCUGACAUGGCCGAGACCUUCAAUGAACAGCAGGAGCACUUUGAGGCCAUGGCCCGACACAUCAGGAGCCUGCAACAGAGCUGCGGCUGUGUCCAUGGUGAUACCUUGGCUUUUGCUGAAUGCGUGCGGAAGAUCAGAGAGGAGCAUCAAGCCACAUACAGGGUCUGUCUUAAGAUGAAUGGCUAUGACUUCUCCCUCAGUGUGGUUCCUGUGGGGCUAGAGGGAAAAGGUGAAGAGGAACCACUGCCUCCAAGUCUGAAGUUGGCUCAGGAGGAACUGAGGGGCACUUCUGAGAGCGCCAGAGCCACCAUGUCAAGGGGUACUACACUUAAAGAACUGCUCAACUGGCUGCUCCAUAGCAGGGAUCACAUGGCUGAACAAGUUAGGCAAGUAGCACCAUCUUACCAGGAGCACGGAAGACUGAAGACAAACCUGGAGGAGAACAUGAGGGAAGUGAAGAGGGCGAAGGAGUUGGCAGUGGGAUACAGACAACAAGCUGCAGAAGUCCUCACUGAGGCUUCACAGAUCGCAAGGUCUUACUCAUAGUUUAUUUUAAAUGCUUUCUUUGAAUCCACAAAUUACAUUUUAAGUUUUGUGUAUCUUUACAGUUUUUACACAUUCUUUGAUACUUAUAGAGAAAACACUUUUGUCAACUCUUGCUGUUUUUCUUGAUAAACUUGUCAGUUGCAAACCUAGUAAAAGUCACUUUGUGAACAUGCACAAGGCUGCCACAUAUCAGAAUCAGUAAUCUGUAUUCAUAUCCUGGCAUCUCCAACAACAUCAGGAAUGUUUGGAAUGUGACAGAACAGAUAAUACGACACAUACACACAGAAUGCCACUCAUGUAUGUAAAGAUACCAACUGUACACUGUGUUUUGCAGGCCUUUGCAAUGUCUUGUUUAAUGUUUGUUACAAGGACAUGAAGAUUUGCGAUCAUACCUGCCUUUGAAAUAUUUUAUUAAAAUUAUCAGGAAUAUAGCAGAGAUUUGCACUCACACUCCUACUAUAAAAUUUGUUUGUGUGGAUAAUUGAAUUUUCCUUUAGAUGUGCAAUUUUACCAACUAACAUCAGGGGGCAUUGCAGACCUACUUUACUAUUGUAACAGCUGGUCUUUGAUUCAUAUUCCUUAAAUGUAGUCUGUCUCAGAAAUUCCAUUUCAUGGAUAAAGAUUGACUAAAUCCUAGAAUUCCUGAAUCAGGUAUCCACAUAAUGAAUGCAUCACUAUUUUUUUUUAGAAUUUUGUACCUGAUUAGACACUUUUAGCAAAGCUUUGCCUCGUGGGAAAAUUGUAGUCAGGUUGUGUACUGCACUGGACAUUUCUUCUAUUGAGCCAUACAGGACAAGACAGGAUACAGUUUCUUACAGCGGCAAUGGGAACUCAACUUGAGGUUUGUUGUGACUGUUUGUGUCCUUUUGCUAUUGUAACAUUCAGAUGGAGCAGAUUUGCUGCUUAUUAUCCACAAAAGUCCCAUUGCAUUUAUUAACUGAUUAAAAACUGAAGCUUUCCAGCGUCUGUUGAUGUGAAAGCAAACAAAC
Molecule: messenger RNA, 1770 nt
Organism: Seriola dumerili (greater amberjack)
Lineage: Eukaryota; Metazoa; Chordata; Actinopteri; Carangiformes; Carangidae
Exons: 4
Coding region: 32-781 (249 amino acids)
Source: RefSeq, a predicted model, not a curated record